AAAUCUCACCCGGCAGCAGCAUCAUAAUGUGCUCAACUUAUUUCAUCAAAAAAAGUUGAUGCACAAAAUAAAAAUAAGUAACAGAAAAUUUCGGUAUUAUUUUCUCACUCGAGAAAACCACCCCCACACCGAAGAAACACGACAAGGAUGACCUCGCCAGGUCACCUGCUCGCCCAAUGCACCCCAAUCACAUCUCUCGCUCUGUUGGAAAACUGCUCCGUCGUUGCGGCGGAAGGUCCCUCCAUCGUAAUUCUGACCAUUCACAAUGAACAUCGUCCAAUUGUUAAGAAAAAGUGUCAACCCCCCACAUUUCAACUGUUCCCGAACCAUGUCGCCAUUUCCGGUCUCUGCUUUUACAAGGAUUUUGGCUCCUGGGGUGAAUCUAAGGGGGUCGUAUGGGCACAUAAUUCGGUCACUCUGGUCAGAAUUGACUUGGAUUUAGCUACGGUUAUGACGCCAAGGUCAGCCAUUGUGAACUUGGACUUUAUUCCGAUUGCGGCGAGAUGGUUGGACGAUGGCGAAACUCUCGCAAUGGUGACACUCCUCAACGGCCUAGUCCUGUUCAAAGUUCUGGCCGAGGAAGGAACAGGAAUAUUAAGCAUGACCGAGAUUGGGCGAUGGGGAUCUGAAGCGGAAACGCUCUACUGCGCCACGACUGCGGGAAAGAGUUUAGAAUCGCUGGUCAUAUUUGCGGGGACGACUCUGAAAGGAAUUCUUGUCUGGAGGCCGGAUCCGAAUGGAAAAACGGGUAUUGUACUCCAUCGACUAGAAGGUCACUCAGGGAUUCCAUUUUCACUCUGUUUCAACGAGAGGUGGAAUUUCCUCUUGUCCACGUCGGACGACAGGACGGUAAAAGUGUGGACUUUCUCGACAAGAAAAAAUAUCAGUCUCGACUGGGCAGAUAAGAUGAUUGCUAAGGCAAAGUUAAUGGCUGAGAUGAAAGCGGUGUCCAUAAAACCAAAGGGUCAGAGUAGCGCUGAACAAGGUGGUGAGGGAGACAAAGCGGAAGUUGAGCCAGCUAGGGAACCACCGGCCGAAGAAGAACCAGAAACGCCUAAACACUGGCUGCCCCCUUUAGUCCAAGUACAAAGAACAAUGACAGGACACGAGUCACGUGUUUGGAACGCGAUUUGGGUUACUUUUGAGGGAUUCUUGUUCACGAUUUCGGUCGGAGAGGACUCUUACAUCCGUGUCGACAGCUAUGAUGAGACCGUCUCAAAGAACUGGCGAGGUCAUGAUGGUGCUCCAAUUUACAGUUGUGUUCACGACGAUCGCUACAAUCUUCUCUACACCGGAGGACACGAUGGUGCGGUUAACAUUUGGCGAGAUUUUGCCUACCAGAACAAACCAAAGCUCAUCCUCCGGGAUAGGCUCACCCCUUGCAUAAUGACGGCACAUUUGGUCAUUCUUAAUAAAUAUGAGCGAUCCGUGGCGAAUAAAGAUUUUCCCCGUAAUGUAAUUGUCUGGGGGCAACACUAUCUCUUAGCGUUAAUGGAUAAGGGGCGCAUUUUGGCGUACAAUUGCACCCGCAAGUUUCAACGUGCCUGUGUCUGGUAUCAUGUUAACAUGAGGAAGACGGGCGGAGUGAUGGCCUUGUGUACAAACGAACACUUCCUCGCCUUGGGUGGGAUCAGGGGGGAAUUUUGGUUAAUGCACACUGUGGUCGAAGAUUGGUCAAAAAAUCACCAGCCGUGUCUUCCGGAGGCAUUCAUUUGCACUAAUGUCUUCGAACAUCAAUUCGAGUCCAAAAUUAUUAACAUUCAUUGGGUCCCGGGGGGAAUGACUUGCAUUAUAGUCACUCUGGGCACAGCUUAUGUACUUCAAUUCUACCGUCAUCUAAAACCUGGUGUCACCCGUGAAAGUCCAAAACUUGGUCAAGAACUCUUUGAUCCAAAAACAACAAGGGUUAGCGGGAAAUACUUCAUAAAAUACGACCUGACCUCGCUGACCCGCCCCGGGCUGCCUGCCGUUCUCAUGACCACUCCCAAUUUUGACUGGUGUCUUGGUGGAGAUGAAGAGGGAAACAUUCACGUCUGGUAUGGAGAUCCUAAAGACAAGAGGCAAAAGCAUAGAGAGGAUUUCAAUGCGGGGUUGUUAACAACUCCCGAACAAAUUCAUUGUGGGCCGCCUGUUAAGAGUUUGUCUAUGCUGAAAGAUGUACACAAGGAGGGUGUUACAUGCCUGGUGGAGUACAACGGGUGGAUAUUGAGUGGAGGGAAGCACGGCGGGGUCAAAAAGUUAAAACUGGAGGUUGAUGAGGCCACAGGUAUUCCAAAGUUGACGCAAAUACAACAGUUCUUUCCCCCCUUUCCGUGGGUGGCGAGUAUGGUGGUGACCAUGGCUGGGAAGGAGUUAAUUGUGGCAGGAUUUCAUAAGGGCAGCUUUCUCCUCUACAGUUGGGAACAGAAACGUAUCCUGAAUGAGAUCACGGACGUUGGAGGUGGUCAUAGGCGAUGGUCUUGGCGAAGCGAUAACGGUGGGAAUGCUACUAUGGCAUUCAUGCGGGAUCGGGAGCUCUAUUUUUGUCCAAUUACGUUGAGAAAUUCGAUAGAAUCGGUGCUCAAGCCCGGUCUACACACUAGAACCAUAAACUGUGGCAUCCUCUUGGGAACGAUGGACCACAACAAGGAUGAGUAUUACUACCUCGCGACCGGAAGUGAGGAUGGGACAAUCCGUAUCGUAUCAUAUUACACAGUUGGUCACGUGUUCGAAACUAUCCACCGCAUCACGACACAUUCUUCUAGUGUGAGGACAAUAGUUGCUAUACGGCUGGGAGACGAUGAUAAUUCCGUCCUUUUGUGGUCGGGAGGGGGAAGAUCAGAAAUAAAUGCCACUAUUUUUUGUCUCAACUCUAAGGACGCAGAAUGUCGCCCUGUCGGACACAUCGUCCUGGUCGGAUCAGGGAGGAAGAAGCUGAACAAGGCGGAUGAGACUGACAUUAGAGUUAUGGACCUUGCUCUGCUCCCUCGUCAAGAUAAGAACAAUUUCCUCCUUGGCGCUGCAUGCUCUGAUGGCCUACUCCGCAUCAUUUCCCACUCUUUGAGUGAAGGGAGAUUCGAAAUUUUGACUAUUUUGGAAGGGAAUGGCCACGCCUUAUUGACUGUCCACCUCACAGAGUUAAAUGAAAUCAGAACUGUGUUUGGAGGAUGUUCCAACGGGGAUUUGAUGUUGUGGCGGCUUCCCAAAGUAGUAAAUAGUGGGGACGAUGGCGAUGAUGAUGUUAUCCUAAUUUCCACCGAGAAGAUGACUCCCUCAUUCCAACAGCAAGUCAGGACAUGUGCCGUGAUGAGUAUGGCGAUCAAAGGGUCAAGGAAUGACGACGGCAGUAUCGACAUUGUUCUCGGGGGUGACGACUGUUCAGUGUCAUUAUGGAGGCUGACAAACUUUGAUUUGGAACCGAAAUUGAACCUAGUUUGGAGUCAUGAUGGAGAACAACGGGGCGCCGUGGCGGGCGUGGCUUGGGGGAAGGGACUAGAAGACGUGAUAUUUAGUUGCUCAAAUGACCAAGUGGUAUCAAGGUGGGGGGUAGAAAGUGGGGACGUACUGGGAACCGCGAUGAGUGGGGUGAAGGACUGUCAAGGAUUCGUCUUAUCACCAGAGGACGAUAUUUUGAUGUGUUAUGGGACUGGCGUCAGUUGGAUUACGUCGCCUUGAUUAAAAGUUGUUGUUAGUUUAACUAAAUAUUUAUACUUACAAAUGGAAUAUUUUGUAUAUAAAUUUUCCACUAAAUUUCCCCUGUUUACUAAAAUUUUAUACCUGAUUAGCUAUGCCAUGCCUUACAAAUUUGUCGCAUAUUUAAGAUCUAGUUCUUUCUAUGCAUAAUUACGGUGCUUUAUAAACAAAGUAAUACUAAUUAAUUAUGAAUUAGUGUAUGGAUUUCUAUAAUGCCUUAUUUUUUAAGCAAGAAUAAAUCCGAGACUGAUUUCAAA
Folsomia candida is the source of this 3929-nucleotide messenger RNA. RefSeq lists its product as uncharacterized. Gene Ontology annotation, molecular function: protein binding. The record is from RefSeq and is a predicted model, not a curated record. The transcript is spliced from 11 exons. Gene Ontology annotation, cellular component: cytoplasm. The coding region runs from base 148 to 3654 and encodes 1168 amino acids. Lineage: Eukaryota; Metazoa; Arthropoda; Collembola; Entomobryomorpha; Isotomidae. Gene Ontology annotation, biological process: tRNA methylation.